CUCCGGCUGGACUGACACGGGGGGGAGCACUGCGAAUCCCGGGCAAGCUGUGGGCGCGGGAUUCGGAUCCCUCCCGGUCCCGGGGGGCGGCUCACAGGCAGGAAGCGUCCCGGGGUGGUGGCGGCAGAUUGGCAGAGCCCUGCUCCAAUGGAGCGGCGGCGGCAGCCCCGGCGGCUUCGCACCGCCUGCGCUACCGGCCCCAGCCAGCCCGGUGCGGGCGUCCCGCUCCCGCUGCCGCUCCGCUCCCGCUCCGACAGCGCCAUGGACACAUAGCCGCGGCGCCACGCAGGAAGAUGCACAGUUCCAUUCCAAGCCUGGGCAGGGUGAUGGUGUUCCUCGCAGCAGCCCUGGCAUCAGCCUCCUUUGCUAUCCCUGAAGACUGGGGAGAGGAAGGUGUGCAGUAUGGACAGCUGGGGACAGACGUGACCCUGUCAUGCCCUGGUGCCCAUGCCAGCUCAGCAGUGCGGUGGAGGCGAGCGGGCGCCGCGGCGCUGCCGGAGGGCUCGGUGAUCCAGCAGGGAUCGCUGGUGCUGCCGAGCGCCAGCCCGGCCCUCGGGGGCGCGUACAGCUGCCACGGCGAGGACGGCAGCCUGCUGCACUCCGUGUCCCUGCGACUGGGGCACCUGCCUGGAGUUCCCUUUGUGUCGUGCAGAGCAUCUGACUAUGAGAAUUUCUCUUGCUCCUGGACCUCCAGUGUGGAGACCUUCCUUCCCACCAGAUAUAUCACCACAUACAGGAAGAAAUCCCUGACAGGCGAAGAAAAGCGGAGGAACAAGAACGGGCAUGUGGGGCUGUGCGUGCAGGAUCCGUCCCGCCCUGGCACCUGCACCGUGCACAGGUCAGAGUUCUGGAGCUCCUACCGCCUGAACAUCACCGAGGUGAACCCCCUGGGCUUCAGCUACCGCCUCCUUGAUGUCACCAUGCAGGCCAUCAUUAAGCCAGACCCUCCAGAAGGCUUGGUGGUGGAGCCCAUCCCUCUGGCCCCACGGCGGCUCCACGUGAGCUGGAAGUACCCUUCCUCCUGGCCAAAGGAGCCCCACUUCCAGCUGAGGUUUCGGCUCCAGUACCGACCCGUCAUCCACCGUUCCUGGUCCGUGGUAGAGACAGUGAAUCUGUCUGAGGUUAUCACGGAUGCCUUCGCCGGGCUGGAGCACGUGGUGCAAGUCAGUGCCAAAGAUUUCCUGGAUGCGGGGAAUUGGAGCGAGUGGAGUGCUGAGGCCCGGGCAACGCCAGUCAGAGACCUGGCCUCCACAGCAAGAGAAGAAACCACUACAUAUGCCAGACUCGAGAGCCUGGCUGAGGAGCCCUCCCAGGCUCCCAACCCUGAGCCCAUCAAUGGCAGUGACCCCUUGGAGAAGAUGGCCGUCCUCGUGUCCCUUGGGAUCUUUGCCUUCUUCAUCCUGGCUGCUGUUCUUGUCAUCACCAUCCUCAUCUGGCUCCGGGUGAGGAAACACGGCAAGGACAAGACCAAACCCAGCUUUUUGGUUGCUGCCACCCACUUGAAGGCACUACCAAAAGCUCAGAUCCUGUAGUGAGCCCUGGCCGAUCCCUGCUCCCUGCACCCGCUUGCCCACGCGUGGGACUUGAUGCCACUGCUGGCCCCCAGGGACCCCACGCCUCCCGGGUCACCCCACAGCUGUGGACAUUGCCGGAGCCCCCAGCACCCCGGGGUUGCAGGAUGGAUCCUAAGGAGAGAGGCUCUGCUCUCGGGAGCAUUGGACUGCCUGAGCCCACCAGGAGCCAGCUGGAGUCACUUCAGGCUCAGGGUGACAGGCCAGCUCCACCUCAGAGCGCUGCUAAACCAAUGGGGAUAAGAGACUGAGCCAGCCCCACUGCACUGCCCAGUGCUGAGGGGGACCGUGGGUGUAGGCUCUGGGGGUGCCAGGCAUCAGUGGGGUGCUGCUCCCUGCCUGUCACCCCCCACCAGCCGCCAGCAGGCAGAAGAGAACACCCCCUGCCCCUUCCCUCUGCCCCAACCCCCGUGCUGUGGCUGGACGGAGCAGAGAUGCCAAUAAAGGGGAUAUGCCAAUGCUAUCAUUGGCACUGUCCAGGCAAAACCC
Molecule: messenger RNA, 2060 nt
Organism: Zonotrichia leucophrys gambelii
Lineage: Eukaryota; Metazoa; Chordata; Aves; Passeriformes; Passerellidae
Gene: IL11RA
Product: interleukin 11 receptor subunit alpha
Exons: 13
Coding region: 294-1532 (412 amino acids)
Biological process (GO): cytokine-mediated signaling pathway
Cellular component (GO): signaling receptor complex; membrane; external side of plasma membrane
Molecular function (GO): cytokine binding; cytokine receptor activity
Source: RefSeq, a predicted model, not a curated record